Molecule: messenger RNA, 949 nt
Organism: Paramuricea clavata
Lineage: Eukaryota; Metazoa; Cnidaria; Anthozoa; Malacalcyonacea; Plexauridae
Source: the annotation of a GenBank genome assembly
AUGUUGAGAAUGUGCGAAUCACACCAGCACAAUUUCAAAAGCCUAAGGGAAUGUGAACAGUGGGCGAGAAAGAAACGCGAUAUGAGAAUAACAGUUCUACUUGCAUUAGAGAAGAACACUAAGGGUUGGACUCCGUAUUACAAAAAAAAGAGCAUACAUGGUGUGUUGUCAACCAUGCAAGAGAAGUACCCUGUAGUUGCUGCAUUGACCACAGAAAGUGUGAGAAAAACCGACUACGAAUCCUGUGUUGGGUUCAAGGAGUCCAUGGAGAAUUUAAGUAUCACUAUAAAGAAACACCAAGAAAUGGUAGAUAAUGCUGUAGCUGAUACCCUGUUGCCUUCAAGAAGUGUGAAAUCAGGUAACAACCUUAAUGCAUACAUUUUACCUAGACCUAGUGUUUGUUGGGCCAGUUUGGGGUUUUUAAAAGUAUAGUUUAUAAAAGACCACAUGUGUAAAAAAGUUUUCCAAUAUUAAAAAUUGUUGUCAAGCUUGAACACCAAACACUUUUCAGUAGAGGAGUGGAGUAAAAUCAUGUGCAAAGUCAAUUUGAUAUUUCUUGGAAGGCGUAUUGGGUCAUUCUAGAAAACAUCCAUACCACCCCCACAGAGAAAUAGGAAGUUAACCCCCCUACCCCCUUCGGAUGUCCUAGUACAUUUACUAUUAUCAGAGGCAAUUUUCUCUCCCCUCCCCCUCCGGACAGCAGAAAUUUACUCUGUGGGGGGAGUAUGGAUCUUUUCUGGAACGACCCAUUACAGAUAUAUAAAACAAGCAGGAAUCAAAACGGUUGUCAUGUAGCAAUACUUAAAAUAGAUUUGUCUUAUUUUCACAGGGAAAUCAGAAGUCUAUGACUUUUACCAGCCUUUGAAGAAGACCAUUUUAGAGGUGGCGUCACAGAUUAAUGCUCAAUAUGCACAUGUGGAAAAGUUAGUUGAGACGUGCGAAGGAAGAA